ACUUUUUGAUUCUUGAGCGAGAGAAGCAGACUCGGACGGAGAGGCACCGUGGAGGGACUCACGAGCAGCAUGAGCAGCGCCAGUGGACAGACAAUCACAGUGUGUGGCAACGUGUUCCGGUACGUGGUGCAGCUGCAGCUUAUUCCCCUUGAAAUUGCGUCGUAAAACGAAGCGAUUUAGGCAAAAUCUUUGUUGAUUUAUGUUUGUGUUCGUGCAGCCUGGUAGAGACGAUCGGCCGCGGUUCCUACGGCACCGUACGCUAAGACAAACAUCACUUCAAACAAAAGAUAAUGCAGACUAAUUUCCAUCCGCUGGGUCGACGUUUUAGGUGCACAAGGCGAUCAAUUUGUCGUCUGGAGCAGCUGUAGCAGUCAAGAUGAUCGGCAAGGACAAAUUGCGACGGCCACAUGAACGUCAGAGCAUCGAAAAGGAGAUCGAGACCAUGCGCGUGGCUGUAGAGCAGUUCGAGAACGGCCACCCGCAUAUUGUCCGCCUGUUGUGCACUAAGGAAUCGCAGCAUCACAUCUUUAUCGUCCAGGAAUAUUGUGCUGGCGGAGAUAUUGCACAGCUGAUGAAGGCAAACAACGGCCUAACGGAAGAGCAGGCCCGACUUUAUAUGUCGCAGCUGGGUGAGUGAUUGAAAGCUGAGGCAGUGAGAUGCUGAAUAUUUGGCAUUUAACGUUAUGAUGCUGUAGCAUCUGGGCUGCAAUUUCUCCGCUCACAGAAUGUGGUGCAUCGGGAUCUGAAACCUGCCAAUUUGUUGCUGUCGUCGCGGAACAUGGCGACCGCCAAGUUGAAAAUUGGUGCGGGAACUUAAUGAAAUAUUGUGAGGAGUAUUUUGCUGACGUUUGUAUAUUUUGUAGCGGAUUUUGGGUUUGCGCGAGAGCUGGAGUCGGAGAUGAUGGCUGAGAGUGUCGUGGGCUCGCCGCUGUACAUGGCGCCGGAGUUGUUGGAGUACAAGAGCUACGACGCCAAAGCGGACUUGUGGUCGGUUGGAAUCAUCCUGUACGAGAUGCUGGUGAACGAGCACCCGUUCCUCGUUGUGGACAAGGUCCACGCGACCAAUCACCUGGCACUACGUCGGAAUAUUUACCGAUAUUUUGAGCGCUACGGCCGCGUUCGACUACCGACGAACGUCAAGGUCUCUCCUGAGUGUGAGCAGCUAGUGGAAGCGCUAUUACGGGUAGAUCCGCGCAAAAGAGUGUCGUUCGAAGAUUUCUUCCGUGCUCCGUUUCUGUUGCCACCGGCUCCGUCAGAUGCGGACACAGCUACAGACAAUGCGAAUUUGGAGAGCUCGGAGACGAAGCAGCCACUCGUGGCGGAGAAACAACCUGAAUACGAGGACUGGGCUACCUUCAGUGACGAAUAUGUGAUGGUGGAGAACGAGUAUGAAGACGUGGGUCGGAAGAUUCUGGACGGCCAGGACCUGAACGUGGAUUUGGAUGACAAGCAGCACACGAAAGAGCACGUUCCUGUCGUGGACACUGGCUCCACUAUAGUCGAUGGAGGCAUCGAGAUUAGGGACGUGGUGAUCGACACAUCUUCUCCUCGAAACGGGAAAAUCGCAACUGAUCCAGUGCCGACGGACAAGUUGUUGGAAACGAAGAUGCCGGACCGUGGAGUGAUUCCAGCAGCAAAGAACGACAAUUGGCUGGUCGGUGAGCGUCGUCAGUGGGUGACUGACGACAAUCGCCUUGAAGAACUUUUGGGCAUCUGCUACAAGAGCUUUUCGUGUGGCAGCGUGGCGCUGUUCGUUCCCACGCCAUUUGGCGACUAUAUUGCUUUCCACGAGGGGUGCCCGCACUAUUAUUUGUCAGAGGAAUCGAUCGCCGUUUCUAAGAAAGAUGACAGAAACCCUCCGUAUGUUCUUGGACAUAUUGUCUACAUUGAAGACCAUGAAACGACUGAUAAAUUGAACCCGUACUGUCUUCGUGAAGGAACCAAGUACCACGUGGUGUCUGUCACUCCGCUGGCCACUUCAUCUCACGAUGCCAAUGGCAGUUUGGGGACGGCGGACAGCUCGUCUGCUUCUGAUGAAUUGCCGCUCUCGCAGGUCCUCACAGGACGCACAGUGGUCAGUGAUGUCGAGGAAAAUGGAUUGCAUGGGGUUACAAGUGACCAACCUUCAGCUGAGGUUUGUCACGGUCAGACUGAGCACCAACGGAUAUCGUUCCGUAGCUUCCAGAUCAGUUCGCUGGCGUUGUUUUUCCUGAAGGGAGGGAAGUUGCCGUACGUGGCUUUCAAUGAAGGAGCUCCGAAUUAUUAUUUGGCAAACGAGUCGAUUCAAGCAGCGAUUUUGGGUGUGGGCAGCGACCGCACACCGCCCGCAUACAUUUGCGGCGAGAUUAUCUUCAUCGAUACUUUCCAGGCGACGGAGGUAAGGAGAUUUUAUUUUUUUCUGGUAGGGGCUGUAUUGAUUUGAGUGUCUUUGCCAGGAUUUUAACCCAUACCGCCUGCCGUACGGAACCCGAUUCCAUGUUGUGACGGUCGCAAACCCGAAGAGGACGUAGCUGAUAAAUGCAGCAAAUUAAAUGGCAAUAUGUUGGCAGUGCAUACAAGCUGAAAGAAGGUUAACGUAGGUGAUACAUUGCGUGCACACACCUUGAUUUAGGAUACUGCAAGUACGAAGUAUUAGUUGGCUACUGAAAAGUAAUCGAAUUUACAAAAAAAUACUGAUUCGCAAGGGGUU
This is a messenger RNA of Phytophthora nicotianae INRA-310, 2689 nucleotides long. RefSeq lists its product as hypothetical. Gene Ontology annotation, molecular function: protein serine/threonine kinase activity; protein kinase binding; molecular adaptor activity. Gene Ontology annotation, cellular component: autophagosome; extrinsic component of membrane; phagophore assembly site membrane. The record is from RefSeq and is a predicted model, not a curated record. NCBI's taxonomy places the organism in Eukaryota, Oomycota, Peronosporomycetes, Peronosporales, Peronosporaceae. Bases 899 to 2422 code for a protein of 507 amino acids. The transcript is spliced from 5 exons. Gene Ontology annotation, biological process: reticulophagy; autophagy of mitochondrion; positive regulation of protein phosphorylation.